Messenger RNA from Cladocopium goreaui, 1455 nucleotides. NCBI's taxonomy places the organism in Eukaryota, Dinophyceae, Suessiales, Symbiodiniaceae. The record is from the annotation of a GenBank genome assembly.
AUGGGGCUCACCAGACAUGACCCUGCAAGAACUUCAUUCCGAGCUUUGGAUGAUGCCGGCCUUCGCCUACCUGUCCAAUUGAGCUUUAACAAAGUGGGCGAUACUGCUCGAUAUCCUUGGUUCAAACUCACGAGCAUGGUGAAGUGUCUGGAAGAGCUUGACCGCGUGAACCUGCUGCUGCCUGCACAGUCAUGGGAACAAUCCCAGGAGAUGUUGGGCACGUAUUGGGCCAGAUUCCGCAGCCAAUAUCCCACCCAUGAAGUUUUUGGCCUGCUGACCAUGGAAGAGCUACAAAUGGCGCUGCCGAUAAAGCUUCAUGGUGAUGAAGGUAAGAAGAAAAGCCCGCUGAUGCUUCUCAGCUGGCAACCUGUUCUUGGCAGAGGCACUUCUAAGAGCGUGCAGCAACCUCUGGAAGUCCAGAAUGCGGCUCAAAAAUUGAAUUUGCUGGGAAGUCUGCUUCUCACUCGUUGGCUACUUUUUGCGGCGUUGAAAGAAACCUAUUCUGAGUGCCCGUCCGCACUGGACGAUGCCAUGGCCAUGGUGCUGGAAGAUUUGAAUUUUGCCUGCCAUACUGGGGUUGCGGUAAAUCUUUUUGGCCAAAGCAGAAGGCUGCGGUUUGUUGCAGUUUCCGUCAAAGGAGAUUGGCCGUUCCUCAUUGAGGCAGCACAUUUGGAGCGCCACUUUCGAAGAGCUCCAAAAAGAGAGAGAAGUGAUAUGUGCAGCAAUUUGGGUGUUUGUCACCUAUGCCUGGGAGGCUACCAAGGCAUACCAUACGAAGAUUUUGCAGAGGUGCCUCAAUGGGAGCAAACUAUGCAGUCCGCAGCUGCAAUGGUGCCUUGGCAUUCGGAAUCACCAUGGCAUUCGCUGCCCAGCCUUCCUUCUUUCAGACCUUGGACUUUCCGGCCUGAUAUUUUCCACAAUUUUCAUCUUGGCCACGGGCGCUAUUUCGUGAGCUCUGCACUCGAAUGGCUCGAGGAUUGGCUCACUGACGACAUGGUUGCUGAGCUUUCACAGCAAGACCGCAGGGUUGCUUUCAUUGCGCUAGGUGUGCAAAGCAUGAAUGCGGCCUUGCGGCUGCUGUACAGAGGGGGCGCCUGGCUUGCAGCAGCUGACAGCGCUUCCAUUGCCUUUUUUGGGCUUGAGCAUCUAAGGGCAUACAAGAAGCUUGCCCAGCUGAGCAUAGAUGCUCGAGAGCCCAGGUUUCCGAUCCACUGCAAGGCUCACAUGCUGAAUCACACCUUCAGGUUUCUGGAGCUGUGGGCCCAGCAGGUGGAAUGGGUUGAAAACCCACUCGCUGAUAGCUGUCAAAUCGACGAAAGCUUCGUCGGUGUAAUCAGCCGAUUCAGCCGGCGCGUGUCACCUCGCAUGACCAUCCUUCGCACGUAUGAUCUCUAUGUGACAGCGUUGAGAGAUCGCGUGCACCAGGGUCAUGACGAUGCAAGCGUGUUGGAGUGA